GGUGGAUUUUUUAGAAUUCUGUUAUAUAACUUAGUUUAAAAGUUAGAAUUACAGUAAUACUGAGGAUAGAUAACAAAUGAUUUUUCAAUAAAAAUUAGGAUAAUAAUAGAUCAAAAGUUAAAAAAGGUAAAUGUUGAUUCAGAAGAUUAUCAAAAAUGUAAAAUUAAAUUCAAAGCAAUUAGUAAGCAAAAUGAUAUGUGUGAUGUGAUUACUAAGGAUUUUUGUCUUAAAAAGAAGGAAAGAAAAAAGAAAAAAAACAAGAAAAGAUGAAUUUUAUAAGAUAAUAUAUGUAAUUAUUAGAGUUCACUUGCUAGUAGCUUCUUAAAAUGAAUGAUUAAUAAACGUAUAAGUAUAUUUAUAAGUGAAUUAAUAUAUCACUCAAUCAAAUAAAUAAAUAAAUCGAUAUAGAUAGAGUUUGAAAGUAAGUCUUAAAAUGAAAGAAAAUCAAAAAAUAAACAAAGAAAGAAUGAAAGAAAAAAAAAUUAAAGCAAUUGAAGAAAAGUAAAGAAUUUUAUUUUUUUUACUUUUUAAUUCCCAAAAUGAGACAACUUCAAAAAUAAUCAAUUUCCUUACUCAGAAAUCAAACAAACAAACAUCAAAAUAUCUUUUAUUUUUAAUUUCAGCUUUUUGCAAAAUCAAAUUCUGAGUGAUCAUAAAUCACCCAUUUAUUUUACACUGGAAUCCAUCCAUUUUUCACUUAAAUUUUUAAAUGACCUGGUUCAAGGUGGGAAACUGAAAUUCAAAAUUGGGGGAUGAAUCCACGAAUAGCCACUACAUUUCAAAUUUUGUUACAUGGGUGCUGAUGGCUGUAGAGUGUAGAGGACUUGAGAACAUCCAAAAUGCUAAUAUUUGCUUCAUUUUUCUUAGAGCCAAUUAUAAUGGGGGAUGUUGCAAGAAAGAGUACUUUUAAAUACACUAAAAAAAUGUUUUCCUACUUGUCUACUACCGAAUUAGAGCAUUGUAUUUAUGGUAAAAUUUGUUUAAAGGGUAUAAAAUUAUGCUUUUUGGGAUUUUCGGAGCAUCGUUCUGCUCAAAAAUACGAUAAGUCAAUUAAAGUAUGUGAAAAAGAAUUAAUAGGUCAAAAUGAUAUACAAAGCGGGCAAAUAAAUGGGUGA
Molecule: messenger RNA, 1115 nt
Organism: Tetrahymena thermophila SB210
Lineage: Eukaryota; Ciliophora; Oligohymenophorea; Hymenostomatida; Tetrahymenidae
Exons: 1
Coding region: 840-1115 (91 amino acids)
Source: RefSeq, a predicted model, not a curated record